AGAGAGAAGAAGAAGAAGUUAAGAGGAACAGUACUAGAAUGAAGAAUUAGUUGACGGGUAUUUGAAGAUUUCAAGUUUAAUUCGAAGGAAGAACAGAUGGGUAUUCUACAAGAAGAUGUAGUGAUCAUCAGUCACCCUGAUCCCAAUAAACCAAACGAUCCCACCAUCAUAACUGUCAAUUGCCCCGACAAGAUUGGUUUAGGCUGUGAUCUUUGCCGCCUCAUCCUCUGUUUUCGCUUAACCAUUCUCAGAGUCGAUGUGUCUACUGACGGAAAAUGGUGUUACAUAUUGUUCUGGGUCACCGGAAAUGAAUCCACCAGAUGGAGCUUAUUAAAGAAGAGGCUCAUUGAAGUAUCUCCUUCUUGUUCUUCAGCUUCUGGUAUCGCUUUUUAUAAAUCUGAACCGCCCCUUGAUCCUCCUGACGUUUUCCUCUUGAAGUUCUUUUGUCAUGAUAAUAGACAUGGUCUUUUACAUGAUGUUACAGUUGUUCUUUGUGAGCUAGAACUUGUUAUAAAGAGAUUGAAGAUAUCUACCACACCAGAGGGAAGAAUGGUAGACUUAUUCUUCGUAACAGACACUAGAGGAUUAUUGUAUACGAAGAAGGGACAAGAAGAAACGAUUAAACAUCUGAAAGAUACAUUAGGGACAGCUAUAGUUACAUGUGAAAUAGAAAUGGUUGGACCUGAAAUUGCAGCAUGUUCUACUCGAACCACAUCUUUCCUUCCUCCAGCAAUUGUGGAUCAGUUUGUUUCUCAAAACAAUGAGUCCAUAUCCAUAUCCAUGGACAAUUCUCUUAGUUCAAGUCAUACCCUUGUUCAAAUUGUUUGUCAAGAUCACAAGGGUCUUCUCUAUGAUAUAACGCGAACAUUAAAGGAUUACAGUAUCCAGAUUUCUCAUGGGCGAUUCAUGAAGAAGAAGAUAAAGAAAAAGAAAAAUGGAGAUACUUGUGAGGUGGACUUGUUCAUACUGCAAUCAGAAGGGCAGAAGAAGAUAGUUGAAUAUCGUCUUCACGAGGAAUUAAUGUGUCCAAUUCGAGUGGCAGUUGUUAGUCGUGGUCCAGACACGGAGUUGCUGGUGGCGAAUCCUGUUGAAUUGUUGUCGGGGAAAGGCAGACCUCUUGUUUUUCAUGAUAUCACACUUGCUCUCAAGUUGCUUAAUACAGGCAUCUUUUCAGUAUGUUCAAUUCAUUCAUAUAUUUCUCAAGUUAAUAUAAUUAAUGAUAUAUGAUAAGAAAAUUGUAUUAUCUGUUUGAUUUGAAUUAGAGAUUGGAAGGCAUAUGAUAGGAGACAGGGAGUUUGAAGUGUAUAGAGUGUUACUUGAUGAAGGGAAUAAUGGAUUGGUUGUUCCUAGGAAGAAGAUUGAGGAAGCUGUUUGGAAGAUUCUAAUGGGAUGGGAUUGGAUUAAUUAAAAAAUUAUGAUUAAUCUUCUGGAAUUUCUCAUGUAAAUUUGUUUCAUAUAUAGUUUUUUUUAAUGAACUUAUAGUUAUAGCUUAAAGGGUAUACACUAUUACUAAUUAGUUGUGAUAAUGGAGAAAUGGGUGCAAAAUCUUUGAAUUAUGGAUACCAAUGGGAACAUUCAUUAUUC
Molecule: messenger RNA, 1584 nt
Organism: Impatiens glandulifera
Lineage: Eukaryota; Viridiplantae; Streptophyta; Magnoliopsida; Ericales; Balsaminaceae
Product: ACT domain-containing protein ACR10-like
Exons: 5
Coding region: 97-1227 (376 amino acids)
Source: RefSeq, a predicted model, not a curated record